UCUGGGGAAAGCCCGCGGUAAGGUCGCGGCGGGGGCCGAGCUAGGACUCUGCCCGCAGGCUGAUAGCGUUCCCGCGUAUCGAUGCCGCCGUUCGAGCUUGGGCGGAGCGACGGGGGAGCCGUGCGAUGCGGUGGUUCUCUGCGCGUGGGAGACAUGGUCCUAGUCAUGCCCAGCCUCAGAACUCGCCGUGAGGAGGCAGAAAUGGAGCUCUCAGCUCCAAGACCAUCCCCUUGGACCCCUGCAGCCCAGGCCCCUGUGAGUGAUGCUCCUGCUGUGACCCACCCUGGAUCUGCAGCCUGUGGUCCCCCCUGCUGUAGUGAUACUGAGCUGGAAGCCAUCUGCCCUCACUAUCAGCAGCCAGAUUGUGACACCAGGACUGAAGACAAGGAGUUUUUUCACAAGGAAGACAUUCAUGAAGAUAUGGAAUCACAGGCAGAAAUAUCAGAAAACUGUGCUGGUGAUGUUUCCCAGGUGCCCGAGCUUGGAGAUCUGUGUGAUGAUGCAUCAGAAAGAGACUGGGGAGUCUCUGAAGGCAGGAGGCUGCCACAGUCCCUCUCCCAGGAGGGGGACUUCACACCAGCAGCCCUGGGGCUCCUUAGGGGCGCCUUAGAGGAGAAAGAUCUGGCCUGUAAUGGUUUUGACAGUUGCUUCCGUCUGAGCCCAAACCUGAUGGCAUGUCAGGAAAUCCCUACAGAAGAGAGGCCACAUCCAUAUGACAUGGAUGGCCAAAGUUUCCAGCACUGCGUGGACCUAACUGGUCACGAGGGGGUUCCCACAGCUGAAAGUCCACUCAUAUGUAAUGAGUGUGGGAAAACCUUCCAAGGAAAUCCUGACCUUAUUCAGCAUCAAAUAUUCCACAUUGGAGAGGCUUCCUUUAUGUGCUAUGGUUGUGGGAAAACCUUCAGCCAGCACUCAGUUCUUAAGAGCUGUCAUCCAUCUCAUAUGAGUGAGAAAGCCUGCCAGUGCAGCGAAUGUGGGAAAGCCUUCCGAGGGUGCUCAGACUUUUCUAGGCAUCAGAGUCAACACAGCAGUGAGAGGCCUUAUAUGUGUAAUGAGUGUGGAAAAGCCUUCAGCCAGAACUCCAGCCUUAAAAAGCACCAAAAGUCUCACAUGAGUGAGAAGCCCUAUGAAUGCAAUGAAUGUGGGAAGGCUUUUAGGCGGAGCUCAAACCUCAUCCAACAUCAAAGAAUCCAUUCUGGGGAGAAGCCAUAUGUGUGCAGUGAGUGUGGGAAGGCUUUCAGGCGAAGCUCAAACCUCAUCAAACACCACAGGACUCACACAGGAGAGAAGCCUUUUGAGUGUGGCGAGUGUGGGAAAGCCUUCAGUCAGAGCGCACACCUGAGGAAGCACCAGAGGGUCCACACUGGAGAGAAGCCUUACGAGUGUAAUGAUUGUGGCAAGCCCUUCAGUCGGGUCUCCAACCUCAUUAAGCACCACAGGGUUCACACUGGAGAGAAACCCUAUAAGUGCAGCGACUGCGGGAAAGCAUUUAGUCAGAGCUCCAGCCUUAUUCAGCAUCGGAGAAUUCACACUGGAGAAAAGCCUCACGUGUGUACCGUGUGCGGAAAAGCCUUUAGUUACAGCUCAGUGCUCCGAAAGCACCAGAUCAACCACACAGGAGAGAAGCCGUACAGAUGCAGUGUCUGUGGGAAGGCCUUCAGCCACAGCUCAGCCCUCAUUCAACACCAGGGCGUGCACACAGGUGACAAGCCCUAUGAGUGCCACGAGUGUGGGAAGACCUUUGGUCGCAGCUCCAACCUCAUCCUUCACCAGCGAGUCCACACUGGAGAGAAGCCCUAUGAAUGUACUGAAUGUGGAAAAACCUUCAGCCAGAGCUCAACCCUCAUUCAGCAUCAGAGGAUUCAUAAUGGGCUGAAGCCCCAUGAGUGUAGCCAGUGUGGCAAAGCCUUCAACCGAAGCUCCAAUCUCAUUCACCACCAGAAAGUUCAUACUGGGGAAAAACCCUACACCUGCGUUGAAUGCGGUAAGGGCUUCAGCCAGAGUUCACACCUCAUUCAGCAUCAGAUAAUCCACACUGGCGAGCGCCCCUACAAAUGCAGUGAGUGUGGGAAAGCCUUCAGCCAGCGUUCCGUCCUCAUCCAGCACCAGAGGAUUCACACUGGGGUGAAGCCCUACGACUGCGCUGCUUGUGGGAAAGCCUUCAGCCAGCGAUCAAAGUUGAUCAAACACCAGUUGAUUCACACCAGGGAGUAGCCUGUUGGGCUGGCAGGAGUGAAAUUGAGCAUAGUUUCCUCUCCAGCUCCUCUUUGGCCGUUGUCUCAGCCUCUGCCACUUCCCAGACCAAACGCCUGCAUUCAGCGCACUGCCCCACAUCCAGUGGCCACAUGGCCUGGGACCCUCCUUGGAAACAUCCUUUACGGGCUCCCUUCUCACUGCCACUGCUCUUGCCUCUUGUGAUGUCUUGAGUUUGGGUUUGUUUUUACAGCUUGUGAACAGACUGCACGUUUGUUACAAGGGAGAUUAUGGAGGCUGCAUAUUCAUGAAUAGAGUUUAUUAUUGUAAUCAAAAGUUACCAAAAAAGUAAAGUGACAUUUGGUUUGAGAUAAAAAAAAAAAAAAAAA
Messenger RNA from Rhinopithecus roxellana (golden snub-nosed monkey), 2582 nucleotides. RefSeq names its product zinc finger protein 16. Gene Ontology annotation, molecular function: RNA polymerase II cis-regulatory region sequence-specific DNA binding; DNA-binding transcription activator activity, RNA polymerase II-specific. Lineage: Eukaryota; Metazoa; Chordata; Mammalia; Primates; Cercopithecidae. Gene Ontology annotation, biological process: regulation of transcription by RNA polymerase II. Gene Ontology annotation, cellular component: nucleus. The record is from RefSeq and is a predicted model, not a curated record.